Messenger RNA from Caenorhabditis remanei, 4233 nucleotides. RefSeq lists its product as uncharacterized. Gene Ontology annotation, molecular function: heparin binding; Roundabout binding; calcium ion binding. The record is from RefSeq and is a predicted model, not a curated record. NCBI's taxonomy places the organism in Eukaryota, Metazoa, Nematoda, Chromadorea, Rhabditida, Rhabditidae. The transcript is spliced from 32 exons. The coding region runs from base 1 to 4233 and encodes 1410 amino acids. Gene Ontology annotation, biological process: negative chemotaxis; axon guidance.
AUGCUGAUUUGCUUUAUAUUCAUUCUGCUGAUACCUGAAAGUGCAACUUGUCCGACGGAAUGUCUCUGCAUCGACAGAUCGGUUUCUUGUAUUGGACAAGGGCUCACAGAUGUUCCACUAGGAAUCCCAAAUGACACUGUUAGACUAGAAUUGCAAGAAAAUGAGAUAACCAAGAUAGGCGCCGAAGAUCUUCGAGGGCUGGCUAGCUUAAAAGUUUUACAACUCAUGGACAAUCAACUAGUUGCAAUUCACAAUCUCGCUUUUUCUUCUCUUGGAUCUCUUCAAAAACUACGUCUCACCAGAAAUCGCAUCCGUCACCUCCCUGAUAACUUGUUCAAGAAUAAUUUAAAAUUGAGUCAUUUGGACCUGAGUGAAAACGAUCUGACAGUUGUGACGGAUGUUCAACUUCAAGGUCCAGAGUUCCUCGAAAUUUUGAAUCUGGAUAAAAACCAUAUUUUUUGUUUGGAAAACAAUGUAAUCUCUUCAUGGGCUUCUUUGGAAGUGCUCACACUCAAUGGAAACAGAUUAACAACAUUUGAAGAGCCCUCCAAUGCUCGAUUUAGGCAAUUGGAACUAUUCAAUAACCCAUGGAAUUGUGACUGCCGAUUGAGAUGGAUGAAAAAGUGGCUGGAGAAACAGGAGGGAACUAACAAAACCGUUUGUUCGACUCCAUUAAACCUCCAAGGGUCAUCAAUUCAAAAUCUGCAAGAUGAGUUCAUGACAUGUUCCGGAAAUCGAAAACGGCGUUACAAGAAGACUUGUGAGAACGCAGAAAUCUGUCCACUCCCGUGUACAUGCACUGGGACUACUGUAGAUUGUAGAGAAUCUGGACUGACCUAUGUUCCCACGAAUCUACCGCCAUCUACAACUGAAAUACGACUCGAGCAAAAUCAAAUUUCAUCGAUUCCAUCGAACUCGUUCAAUAAUUUGAAAAAUUUGACCAGAUUAGAUUUGAGUAAAAACGUGAUCACCGAGAUAUUCCCGAAAGCUUUCUAUGGCCUACAAAAUCUGCAUACACUUGUGCUCUACGGGAACAAUAUCACUGAUUUGAAAUCGGAUACUUUUGAAGGUCUUGGAAGUUUACAAUUAUUACUGCUCAAUGCCAAUCAACUGACAUGUAUUCGGAGGGGGACUUUUGAUCAUGUUCCGAAAUUGAACAUGUUAUCAUUAUAUGAUAAUAAUAUCAGGUCUAUAAGUGAAGUCACAUUCAAAAAUUUGACAAGUCUGAGUACAUUACAUUUGGCAAAGAACCCGUUAAUCUGUGAUUGUAAUUUGCAAUGGUUGUCACAAUUGAACUUACAAAAGAAUAUCGAAACAAGUGGAGCAAGAUGUGAACAACCGAAGCGUCUCAGGAAAAAGAAGUUUGCGACAUUACCACCGAAUAAGUUCAAAUGCAAAGGUUCCGAAUCAUUUAUCACCAAACUUGCGGAUUCUUGCUUCAUCGACUCAAUCUGCCCAACUCAAUGCGACUGCUAUGGAACUACUGUUGACUGCAACAAACGAGGCCUUACUGCGAUCCCACCUGCCAUUCCUCAAUUCACCACUCAUCUUCUUUUAUCUGGAAACAAUAUAACUACCGUCGACUUGACCUCAAAUACUCAGUUGCUAGAGAAUUUAGAAGUUCUGGAUAUCUCGAGUAACCUUAUCACCAACAUCAAUGACAAAAGUUUUGAUAAACUAAAAAAACUGAGAGAGCUGCGAUUGAAUGAAAACAAGCUUCACCACUUUUCAAGUUCAGUUCUGGAUGAAAAAUCCAGUUUGGAGAUUUUAGAUCUCUCUGACAAUAACAUCCAAUGUUUUUCGUCGAUAUUUUUCAACAAAACGCCAAGAAUAAAAGAAAUCCUAGUUCUCGGCAAUAAUUUGCUCUGCGACUGUCGAAUUCUACCCCUCAUGUCUUGGUUGAGAUCAAAUUCUAGUCAUAUCAUUGAUGUCCCGCCAUGCCAGCAAUUCCUUCAUAGUGAUGAGGAAUCAGACAGGCAACGGUGUGCAGCAUUACCCGAAGAAACGUGUUCUGAUGACAGUAAUCUAUGCCCUCCAAAGUGUUCUUGCUUGGAUCGUGUUGUCCGCUGCUCCAACAAGAAUUUGACGAGUUUUCCAAGCAGAAUUCCAUUUGACACUACUGAACUCUAUCUGGAUGCAAAUUAUAUCAACGAAAUUCCAGCUCACGAUUUGAAUCGGUUGUACUACUUGACUAAACUAGAUUUGUCACAUAACCGACUGAUCUCUUUGGAGAACAACACAUUCUCAAAUCUAACUAGACUGUCGACAUUGAUAAUUAGUUAUAACAAGCUGCGGUGCCUCCAACCACAUGCAUUCAAUGGACUUAAUUCCCUUCGCAUUCUUUCAUUGCAUGGAAACGAUAUAUCAUUCCUCCCUGAAUCUGCAUUCAUGAAUCUUACCAGCAUCACUCAUAUAGCGGUUGGAAGUAAUUCUUUAUACUGUGACUGCAACCUGGCUUGGUUUUCAAAAUGGAUCAAGUCGAAAUUCAUCGAAGCUGGAAUAGCAAGAUGUGAAUAUCCAGUUAGUCUUGGGAACCAACUCUUGCUUACUGCUCAACCAUACCAGUUCACAUGCGACUCAAAAGUGCCAACCAAGCUAGCCACCAAAUGUGAUCUCUGUCUGAACUCUCCAUGCAAAAACAACGCUAUCUGUGAAACCACCAGUAGUAAGAAGUACACUUGCAACUGCACACCAGGAUUCUAUGGUGUUCAUUGUGAAAACCAAAUUGAUGCGUGUUAUGGGUCCCCAUGUCUGAAUAAUGCGACAUGUAAAGUAGCGCAAGCUGGUCGGUUCUCAUGUUACUGCAGAAAAGGAUUUGAAGGAGACUAUUGUGAGAAAAAUAUUGAUGACUGUGUGAACUCCAAGUGCGAGAAUGGUGGAAAGUGUAUGGAUUUGGUGAACUCCUAUCGCUGUGAAUGCCCUCUUGAAUAUGAUGGAAAGUAUUGUGAAGACAAACUCGAGUACUGUACCAAAAAACUGAACCCAUGUGAGAACAAUGGGAAAUGUAUGAAGACUAAUGGGACUUACAGCUGUCUCUGCCCUCCUGGUUUCUCCGGGAAGAACUGCGAGACAAAUAUCGACGACUGUGAAAAAGUGAACUGUCAGAAUGGCGGAAGUUGUGUGGAUGGAAUCUUAUCCUACGAGUGCGUCUGUCUUCCGGGCUAUGCUGGGCAGUAUUGUGAGAUCCCACCAAUGAUGGACAUGGAAUACCAGAAGACUGAUGCCUGUCAACAGUCAACUUGUGGGCAGGGUGAAUGUAUCACCAAUGCAAAUUCAUCUGAGUUCAUCUGCAAGUGCUAUGAAGGUUUCAGUGGUCCAAGUUGUGACAAACAGACCUCUGUUGGAUUCAAGUCUCCAGGGUCUUACCUAGCAUUAGACCCGCUGACUAGUGAUGGAAAUGUAACAAUGACUCUGAGAACUUCUGCCAAAACCGGCAUAAUUUUGUACUACGGUGACGAUCAUUUUGUGUCUGCUGAAUUGUAUGAUGGUAGAGUCAAGCUGGUGUAUUAUAUUGGAAAUUUCCCAGCAAGUCAUAUGUAUAGUUCAGUGAAAGUUAAUGACGGUCUCCCGCACAGAAUUUCUAUAAGAACAUCAGAAAGAAAGUGUUACCUCCAAAUUGACAACAAUGAUGUGCAAGUGGUUGAGAAUAGUGGAAAAUCUGAUGAGCUUAGUACAAAAGGAAAAGAAAUGCUGUUUAUUGGUGGACUACCUGAGGAAAAAGCGGAGAAUGCAAAGAACAGGUUCCAUGUCAAGAGUACUGAAAGUUUCAAAGGUUGCAUAAGUUUGAUCACCGUCAAUGAAGAGCCCGUCGAUUUGAAACAUGCUUUGCAAAAUGUGAACACAGAGACAAGUUGUUCAGCUACAGUAAACUUCUGCACUGGAAUCGACUGUGGAAACGGAAAAUGCGUCAAUAACGCUCUAUCACCAAAAGGUUACAUGUGUCAAUGCGAUUCACAUUAUUCUGGAGAGUACUGUGAUGAAAAGAGGAUCAAAUGUGACAAGCAAAAGUUUAGAAGGUACCACAUCGAAAACGACUGCCGAUCGGUUGAUAGAAUCAAGAUAGCAGAGUGCAAUGGCUAUUGUGGUGGCGAGCAGAAUUGCUGUACCGCUGUAAAAACCAAACAAAGAAAAGUGAAAAUGAUGUGCAAAAAUGGGACAACAAAAAUCUCCACGGUACACAUCAUCCGUCAGUGCCAAUGUGAAGCAGCCAAGAGUUUCCUCACCAGACGAUGA